Molecule: messenger RNA, 1111 nt
Organism: Octodon degus (degu)
Lineage: Eukaryota; Metazoa; Chordata; Mammalia; Rodentia; Octodontidae
Gene: Akip1
Product: A-kinase interacting protein 1
Exons: 5
Coding region: 172-828 (218 amino acids)
Biological process (GO): regulation of non-canonical NF-kappaB signal transduction
Cellular component (GO): nucleoplasm
Source: RefSeq, a predicted model, not a curated record
GGAGGAAGGGCGGAAGUGGAAAGGGAAGAUGGGCGCAGCCUCAGCUCAGGCCGGGAGCCAGCUGGAGUGUUGCUUGGGGAGGAAGGGGCACUGGUGGUCGCCAGGCUAGUCGAGGCCGGGGCUUCCACUCGGAGCCGGCGAUUGGCGGCCCACUAACCCGGCCGGGUUUCUAUGUAUGUGCCCGCCCAGGGAAACAUGGAAACCUGUUUGGCUGCGGCGGCGCUGAACGGGGUGGACAGACGUUCCCUGCAGCGCUCGGCCCGGCUGGGUCAGGAAGUGCUGGAGCGGGCCAGGCGGAGGGCAGUGGACUGGCACUUCCAGGAGCGCCCCGCGGGCGGCGUGGGGGACCUUUCCCGGGAGGGGCCCUCCAGAGGAGGAUGGCGGGCAGCCGAGCCCCGGCGCCUUCUCCGCGCAGAGAGAGAAGACAGCCAUGUGACCCUUAAUGCUUCCUUCAGAAUAAUGGCUGAAUUCAUGGACUAUACUUCCAGUCAGUGUGGGAAAUAUUAUUCAUUGGUGCCCGAGGAAGGAGGGGCAACCCACGUCUAUCGUUACCACAGAGGGUCAUCUCAGCAACACGUGUACUCAGACACAGGGUUUGAUCAGAGAACAGACAGAGAGAAGACAUCCUUCAAUCCAGGAGGCAUCUACCAAACACCAGAGCCCGCUUCUGAGGCCUCCCAGCCUGCCAAGCACAUCGCUAAGGACCUCUACAUAGAAGUGUAUCCAGGGACCUAUUCUGUCACUGUGGGCUCAAAUGCCUUAACCAAGAAGACUCACGUGGUAGCAGUUGAUUCAGGGCAAAGUGUGGACUUGGUCUUCCCUGUAUGAUGUUGGCUGCCACUAUCACCACAUCACUUUUUAAGUAGGCAGAAGAAUAAAGCCACCAAUGACUUUCUUAAUCAUCAUGCCUUAAUCCUGUUUCUAGUGCUGACCAUAGCAGGUCAGCCUCCUGGGAGCUGCAGUCCAUCUCUGUCAGUGCCCAUGUUAACCUGAGAGCAUAGAACUCCCUGUCUCAUUUGCCUAUGUGUAAUAAUGUGAUGAAGCAGUCUGAAUAGUUUUUACUGCUUGCUUUCAAAGUAAAGAUUAAUUAUGUUAAUAAAGGGAGAGGUUU